Aspergillus ochraceoroseus IBT 24754 is the source of this 909-nucleotide messenger RNA. Its product is annotated as HVSL domain-containing protein. Gene Ontology annotation, molecular function: 3'-5'-RNA exonuclease activity. Gene Ontology annotation, cellular component: nucleus. The transcript has 3 exons. Bases 1 to 909 code for a protein of 302 amino acids. Gene Ontology annotation, biological process: U6 snRNA 3'-end processing. NCBI's taxonomy places the organism in Eukaryota, Fungi, Ascomycota, Eurotiomycetes, Eurotiales, Aspergillaceae. The record is from RefSeq and is a predicted model, not a curated record.
AUGGCUCUGGUGGAAUAUUCUGACUCGGAGUCAGGUGCUGAAGAAGCAGCCCGUCCUAGGAAAAUCAAUAAACUUUCCCAAACUUUUCCGAGUGACAACCGACAGGUCUCAUCACUCCCGCCGUUACCUGCUGAAUUCCAUGAUCUCUAUGCCUCCAGCACCCGAGUCAGUGUCAGAGAUGAUCCAAGUCUUCAUGGUGGCCGUAAAAGGGCGAUACCUCAUGUUGCAGGAAACUGGCCUACCCACAUUUACCUUGAGUGGUAUCCGUCAAAAGAGGAGCUGGGGAUCUUGAGCAAUGUAAUCCAUCAAACCGAAAGUACUCUAAAAGGAAAGGGAACAGGAGUUCACAGCUUACUGCUUAGCGACCUGGGAGCGCAACUACCUCUUCAUAUUAGCCUUUCCAGACCCGUAGUCCUUCGAACUGAGCAGAGACAACAGUUCAUGGACACGUUUGAAGCCACACUUCAAGAUUCUGAUAUAUCAGUAUUUGAUGUCCAGUCAAAUAGCCUGGACUGUGUUUCAAAUUUUGAAAAGACUCGGUGGUUCUAUGUGCUGCGAGUGAAAAGGCCACCUCAGGACUCCCUGAAUUCUCUAUUACGAAUGUCUAAUCGCGCAGUUGCCCUCUUUGAACAGCCACCGCUUUACGAGCCUGCGUCUUCCAUUUCAAAAACCCCGAAGUCCGCAAGGUCUGGUGAGAACAAAUCUAGCCCACCAAACGACUACACCGACUCUUUUCAUAUUUCUGUUGGAUGGAGUCUAACAGAGCCAUCUGCCGAAGAAAAGGCCAGCAUGGAGAACAUAGAUCUAUCAAAAGUCAACGAGCUUAAAAUCCGAUUCGACUGCGUGAAAGUAAAAAUCGGGAAUCAAGUCUCAAGUAUAUCUCUCUCCAGCUCAACAUUAUUUUUAUAA